AUGUAUCCGGAUUGGCCCAGAUCUGAAGCUGAUCUGGUCCCCCUGCCACGCUGCGACGGUCCCAAGCUGGAGCCGUUCGACUUUAAGGGCCCGCAACAGAUCCAGUUCCUCGAAUACCUCGGAGAGGGUACGCAUUCGCAAGUCCUCAAAGUGAAAAUCCUGGGUCAGAUAUAUGCAUUGAAACUGUUUCGAUUCUGCUGGGAUGAAGAUUGGUUGGGCCGCGGCCCGGACAAUGAGGAGGAUGAUCUCGAAGCCAACACUGCUUUUUACAAUUACUUGGAGCCCUUCAGCAGCGAAUGCCGUGCUUUUGGCCGCCUCCGCGAAGCCGGUCAUGAAGAGCUGGCGGUCAAGUGCUUCGGCUACGUGCUGCUCGACGAGGAACACGAACGUGCCAUGCUGAGCCAGUUCAGCAACCUCGAGCUGAAUGGCAGCUGUCCCGGAUUCGACGACAUGCGCUUGCGCUUCCUGGGCAGAGACGGUAGGCCGCCGCCCAUCCGAGGCAUCGUCAAAGAAUUUGGCCCCGCCAUGGAGAAUAUGCGCAACCUCGAGAUGCGCAGGAUCCUCCGCGACAUGGUUGGAUUGCAGCAGCUUGGCAUUGUUUACAUCGAUAUCGCGGACCGACAGAUCAUAGGCGGAAAGAUCUCCGACUUCAGCACAGCAUUGACCGUGCCGCAUUAUCUCUUGACCCCCGAACUCAAUCCGCACCUGACUCCCGAGUGGAUUUCUGCGAUGGAGUAUGAGGCCUUCCGGUUCAGUCUCCACGACUUCAUAGAUUUUAACGAGAUGGCGAGGAUCUGGAAUGAAGAACACCCGGAGCAAAAGACCAAAAUAUCAUUCAGGGCACUUCCUCGCGGCUAUGGAUGUGACGGAUAUAAGUUUAGAAGGACGCCGUCACGUGAAGCUGUUUAUUCUUUGGUUGACCCAAGACUGUAUGACUGGAAGGAUUCCACCGUCGGUGAGAAGCCGAGGUCUAUCAAGGGACAGGUCGGAACAAAGCAGAGCGGCUCCGGAAAGCAUCCCCAAGGGAUUUUCAGGUCUCGUCGACGGCUCCAGGCGAAGCCGCCCCGAUGGCACUAUGAUUGCAGCCAGAAGACGGCGGCAGUCCUGAAAUCUGACUCAUUUAGUACCUCGAUCCAAUGGGUGUAUAAAGAUGGUCAUAUAUUUCCUCAGAAGAAAACAUCAUAUGUCUGA
Messenger RNA from Clonostachys byssicola, 1191 nucleotides. Lineage: Eukaryota; Fungi; Ascomycota; Sordariomycetes; Hypocreales; Bionectriaceae. The record is from the annotation of a GenBank genome assembly.